Molecule: messenger RNA, 417 nt
Organism: Entrophospora sp. SA101
Lineage: Eukaryota; Fungi; Glomeromycota; Glomeromycetes; Entrophosporales; Entrophosporaceae
Source: the annotation of a GenBank genome assembly
AUGUUUACUCAAGUGAUUGAAAGGGUAUUAAAUAAGAAUAAGAAUGAUUGUUUAGUUGACUUAAAUAGUGGAGUCACUGCUAUUUUGAAGGGAUAUAAAAGAUUGAAGGUAAAGGAUGCAUCAUAUCCAGCAAUAAUAAAAACAGAUAAUGAUAUUGACACAGUUGAAGGUAUACUAAUGAGAGGCUUUAGUGAUAAAGAUUUCGAUAAAUUGGACAAGUUUGAAGAUGAAGACUAUGAUAGAAUAAAUGUCGAUGUUUAUGUAGCAGGGGAAGGAAGAGAUUCAAAAGAGCCAAUCAAAGCACAAACUUAUAUUUGGAUAGCUUCUAAAGAUUUGUUAGAAGAUAAAGAUUGGAGUCCUGAAUAUUUCAAAGAAUACAUUAGAAGUUGGAAUGAGAAAGAUUUUGAAGAAUUGUAA